GCAGCCCAGACUGUGUCUGUAAUCUAACAAUAUUAGAUCUUUACAUUUAUAACUGACGCUUUGAGGUUGCUAUAAUCGGUCAUGAUAGUCUCCAGCACUAUCAUAAUCAUCCCCACAAUAACUGCAUCAGCAGGACGGAGUGAAACGUUACGGUCGGCCAACACAUUUUCGUCUGAUACACCCGGAAGUUGUCUCCCUCUGUCUGGACUGAAGGCUGGAAGCAGGAGUCCUGUAACCUCUCCAUUUUGUUGGACAAAGUCCGCUUCAGCCACUGAGCUCACCCUCCUCCCAGGUGUGAGAGUUUGUUAGGUGUGUGCAUGUGUGUGUGUGGAUUGAGUGUGUUUUGGAGAGAUGUACUGCAUGUACCAGGAUCGGGAGGAGUUGGAAGAUGAUCUCUAUCAAGAGGAUGAAGGGGACUCUGAGGGGUCAGAGGACACCAGCGAGCUGGAGUUCCGCCUCUACAGCCAGCUCCACUACUCUUCUAAUGCCGGGGCGAUGGAGGAGCAGGACGACAGAGGAGAGAAGGUGGAGGGCCAGGACAGCCAGCAGUUUGAGGUGCCUGAGAAGACUGUAGAUGUUGACGGAGAACAGGAAAAAACUGGCAAAAGUAGGCCUCCUGAUAAAAGGAAGAAGGGAGAGCAACCUUAUAAAAAGAAUGAGGGGAAAAAUAACCCUAAAGGUCAGAGGUUGUCUUCAUCAUUUUUGGAGGAGGUCAUCGUGAUUGACUCCAGCCCUGAUGUCAUCUCCAUCUCUGAGGAUGAUACUUCAGAUGGUGAUGAUGAAGGGGUCUGCGCCUUAAAGGGCCGAGGCUUAAACCGGAUGCAGACUUCAACCCCGGCCCAACAGGCAACCCAGAAGAAGAGUCUCAGUGUGCCGGUGACGGUGGUCUCCAGCACCUCAGAGUCUGAUUCACAAGAGUCGGAAUCUGAGUCUGACUCUGAUGGUCUGGAGAACUGGAUGAUCCUGGGUCGAGGGAACCAGGACGGGGACCAGAGCAUCUCACUAAACCUGGAGGGAGGGUCUGACAGCAACACAGAUGCGGAAGAAGAGGCCGGCUGGUUGGUUUCUGAAAGGGACGUGGAGGCUGGGAUCUGCAACAAAGACAAGGGUGCCAGGAUAACAGGGCAGCGGAUGUCAAACAGAUACUAUACUAACAAGAGCGUCCAGUGUAGAAACUGCAACAAGAUGGGACAUCUCUCCAAGAACUGCCCUGAGCCCAAAAAGUUGUUGCCCUGCUUCCUCUGUGGCACCCCAGGCCACCUGUCCAGUGAAUGUCCCAAUAAGCACUGCAACAACUGCGGCCUGCCCGGGCACCUCUACAAUUCCUGCAGCGACAGAGCGUACUGGCACCAACAUUGCGAACGCUGCAGCAUGACUGGCCACUUAAUGAACGCUUGUCCAGAGAUCUGGAGACAGUAUCACUUCACAACUGAGACACAUACUCCUUUAAAGGCGCAAGGAAAGGAGCGGGGUCGGACUCCUGCCUACUGCUACAACUGCUCCAGGAGAGGACACUUUGGCCAUGUGUGCACACGGAAGAGGAUGUACAAUGGGACGUAUCCCAGCACACCGUUCAUCAACCACUACGACACAAAGAAGGACAUCAAAAGCAGACAACACUGGAUUACGUUGAAGGUUGAAGAACUGAAGAAAAAUGGCUUUUUAACUAGCAGUUUUCAGACCCCUCUUACUCCAGGACCGCCAAAGAAGAAGCAGAAAAUGAUCCAUCACAAAAGCAACUACCAGCCUAACCAAACGCCUCGCCAAAGCCCUAACAACCACAAACGCAACCAUAUCUUUUUUAAUGACGAUGACUUUACGGCUCCAGCGCGCAAAAGGAAUAAGUACAAUAAGCACAAACAACAGGAAGACACUGGCAAUGUGAAACCGUGGAAACCCAAGAGACCAGUUCCCACCUCAAGAGACCGUCCCCCACCAACUAAACUCAUUUUGAAUGAAGCAGAUGACUUUCCCAGAGGUGGAGGCAAAGGAGUCGCUAAAGAGAAGAAGAGGAUGAUGAAGAGGAAGCAUGUUCCUGAAAAGCUACCAAAAGGACAAAAGGACCGCCCCCGUUGGUCUAAAACGGGAGAGAUGCAGGGGUCAGCGUCAAAACAAGAGAAGGGAAAGAAGAACAGGAGAAAUCGAGCCCAGAGGAACGCUGACAAAAAUGGUGCUGCACAGAUGUACCCAACGGAUGAGAACCUGUUUAUCAUCAAACAGAGGAAACGCCACAGAUAGCAGCAGUUUGCGUGAGGUGUCGGGGCAGUGAUCUUCAUGACCAGUACACGUUCUAUGUGUUCAUGACAUUUAGUGACGUGUCAGACAUUACGUUGACGCAACAGUUAAAGCACAAGUGCAGCUUUAUGGGGUUCAUAAGCCUGUUUCAUGGAAGACGUGUUGACAUGUCACAGUAGGAAAAGCACAGGUGUAAAUAAUAAAAUUAAUAAUGGCUGAAUUCAUCCGCUUCAGGUUCGGUGUCCUGGUACUGUGCAUGCUGACUCACUUCUACACUGCAACACUUGAACAGAGCGGAGCCGUUGUUAAAGGAUAGGUUCAAGUCUAUGUGAACAUUGGAGCAGGUCUGCGGCGCUGUAAUCAUUCCUCUCGUUCCUCCUCGUACCAUACUGAAAGCCCUCCAUAAUACACUCUGUGUAAGUGACGGGCAACAGAACUCACAGUCUUUGUUUUGUGAUUUAUUUUAUUUUAUUCCUAGUAACAUUGGGCUUUAGGAGUCUGAGUUCGACAAAUAAAAUGGAUAUCUUUCAAAAUUGGAGUCUUUUUAGUACAAAAUCCCCUCUUUUUUACAAUCUCUGCAGCUCAACAGGGAAACGGUGGCCUUUGGAAGAUAUUCUCACACUGCUGAAGCCCCAUAUUAGUUUCGGAUAAACUUUUUACAUUUUUGCACAAAACUUGUAGGGGUGUAAAUCACAAAUUUCAUCAUGAUACAAUAUUAUAUUUGAUUCUUUGGACAACAAUAUUUGCUAAUUAUAACAAUAUUCACACACUCUGCUACGAUACGGUUUCAAUUUGAUUCAAUUUAGGGGCCUGCGAUCGAUACGAGACGAUGUCAUAUGCCCAUUUAACACUGUUACAUUUAUUUAAACUCACAAAAAGCAACUAAAAUAUGAUUCGACAUUUUAAAACUGGGCUUAUUUUAUAGAUGAUAAGUAUCGAUGUUUUUAUUUUGCAUUGAUGAUAUUGGAUCGUUUAGAAAGGGAUCUUUUAAUGUCCACUAUGAACAGGAGGGAUGAUUCUGAUGGAUGACGAGCUGUCCUUUAAUUUUACUUGUUCCACUUGUACUUUUCCCACUAUGACGAGUCAAAAUGUCUGCUGUGAAAAAGGUCUUUUGUGUUUGAUAUUCUGGAGUCUGGGCUGCUAGUUCACAGUUUUGCAUUGUGGUCAGUGUGCGAGUUAUAGCCCUAAUCAAACGGUGGCAUUAUUUCUAAAAUAGUUUCUAUCUACGUCACUGAUUUAAUAUAUUUGGAGAUAGACAAGUAAGAACCCAGUUUACCAUACGGUCAGUUCAGUAGUUAUUUAAAGGGACAAUUCACCCAAAAAUCAAAAUGACAUAUUUUUCCUCUUACCUGUUGUGCUAUUUACCAAUCUAGAUUGUUUUGGUGAGCUAGCUAACAUUAAGUUCGAUAGAAAGAAAAUGGUUCCUACAUGAAACUGAUCUUAACAAGGUCUGUGGAUUAUCUUGAGUUACCUUGUCAUGAUUUCUGGAAAGAGACGUUGCGGUUGAGUUUUUCUAAUGUAUUUUUUUUUUGCCGCUUUGAGCACCACAAGCAGAGAGAUAUGUUGUUCCAUUAUAUUCAAGAGCAGAGAAUAUACAUCUCGAAAGGCCGAUAUCGCUAACACUCUGCAACUUGCAUCAAAACAAUAUAUAUUCAUAAAUAGCACUACAGUUGAGAGGAAAAAUAUGUAUUUUUGAGUUUUGGGUGAACUGUUCUUUUAAGGCAACAAGUCAUCUCCACAGUUCUGAGCGUUCUCUAUUAAACAACACGAUGACUUGUAUUCCUAAUAGGCAUUCAGAAGCCUAAAAUGCAGUUGCAUCAACUUAUCAGUUAUCGUUAGAUUGUUUAAUAAGUGACGGUUAAAAUCGAUCUAUCGAUGUCGUCAUUACCAUAUUCUCUCAUUUCUUUAUUAGUUUCUGAACAUUGCACGUUUUGAAUUAAAAACAGACUCUGCUCUUUGAAGUAAAGUAAGAUCCUCUCAUAGUGCCUCAGCUCUGAACAUAGUCUGGAAGUUGAUGCUGCUUUUUGCAGUUGGAAACAAAGAAUGGGGAGUUUUCUUUUAAUGACCCUUGGAAAUGGUCCUUUCUUCAUUUAGAACUGAAGAGAUUCCUUUUUUUUUCUUUUACUAAUAAACUCAUUAAUUUGUAAAUUAUCUAAAUAUGUGAGCAUACUGUAAAUACCUCUAUUACACAUGUGUGAUGCACAUCUGCAGAUAGUCUCCUCACCAGUUCUUUUGUGAUCUGGAUAAAAUUCAGCCCUGACAGUAUUAACUUUUAACCAUCCACUAUUAAAAUUCUGUUCUUAUAAUUCUGUUCUUAUAAUAUGAUGAAAUGUGUGUGAGAUACGAGUUGAUGCCAUGAACACUGGCUACCUGAAGUGCUUUGGAUGAAUACAACUUUAAUCUGCUCUGAUUUAGAAGUUCUGUAUUUCAGGAGUGUUUCUGUUUAUUCAGUAACUGUUCCAUAAUUAUUCACAUUGCAUUCUGAUGUAAUUUAUGUUGAUGAUACAUUAAAAUCAUUUGGCUCCAGUC
This is a messenger RNA of Cottoperca gobio, 4764 nucleotides long. RefSeq names its product zinc finger, CCHC domain containing 7 (gene zcchc7). Gene Ontology annotation, molecular function: RNA binding; zinc ion binding. The record is from RefSeq and is a predicted model, not a curated record. Gene Ontology annotation, biological process: nuclear polyadenylation-dependent snRNA catabolic process; nuclear polyadenylation-dependent snoRNA catabolic process; TRAMP-dependent tRNA surveillance pathway. Gene Ontology annotation, cellular component: TRAMP complex. The coding region runs from base 352 to 2238 and encodes 628 amino acids. The transcript has 10 exons. Lineage: Eukaryota; Metazoa; Chordata; Actinopteri; Perciformes; Bovichtidae.